AUGGCGAGUCCUGCAACCAUCCCGCAUUGGCGACAAGUUUUCGGCAGCGACUGCAUCACUCCCAGAGUGAAGGCAUGGAACUACGGCGGUUCUGGCACGCGUGACGAUCCGUACGUGGUUACCUGGCUGGACGACGACCCCCGUAACCCCAUGGACUAUUCUUUCGCGAAGCGGUGGACAUUGAUAAUGAUUGUCGCCCUGGCAGCUCUCAUGACAUCGCUGGCCUCAAGCGCUUACUCUGGCAGCGCGAAGGAGAUCAUGGAAGAGUUCGACUGUAGCGAGGAAGUGUAUACGCUUGGGAUCUCCUUGUUCGUGCUGGGAUUUGCAGUUGGUCCGAUUGUCAUUCAAUGCUGGGGCUGCUGGGUCACAGAACAUGCCUGCACUGCUCAUCCUGCGCUUCCUCGCUGGGGCAGUCGGCUCAAAUUCCUUGAUCAGUGCCGAGCAGUGGUUGCCGACCUCUUCCCGGCCCGGGAACGGGGCCUGGCACUGGCCUACUAUGCUGUAACGCCGUUCCUUGGGCCAACGCUCGGCCCAAUCAUGGGCGGACUCGUUGGCGAAACACUUGGAUGGCGCUGGAUAGAAGGCCUUCUUGCUGUGUUCACUGGUGGACUUAGCAUCGUCUACUUCCUCACCGUACCUGAAACAUACGCACCAGUCAUCCUACAACGACGAGCGAAGCGGCUCUCUGAGCUGACAGGCAACGAGUAUCGCUCCGUGAUCGACGUCAAGCAGGGUCGCAAGUCCUUCGCCAGAACAAUGAAGAUCUCGCUCUCCCGACCGUGGGUCCUCCUAUUCGUGGAGCCGAUCGUCACCGUCCUCAGCGUAUAUCAGGCCAUUGUUUAUGCGACUCUAUACAUGUGCUUUGCGGCAUUUCCGAUCGUCUAUCAAGAAGGGCGAGGCUGGUCUCCAGGUGAGGGGGGUCUGGCAUUCCUUGGAGUCACCGUCGGCAUGAUUGCCACCAUCCCGUACAACAUUUGGACGAACAACCGGUAUGCGAAGCUGAGCGACCAGCAUCAUGGGUUUGCUCCGCCGGAGACGAGGCUACCACUGUGCAUGGUCGGAGCUAUCACUGCCCCAAUUGGUCUUUUCUGGUUUGCCUGGACGAAUGGCCCCGAAAUUCAUCCGCUGGUCUCGAUUGCAGCCGGUGCGCCGUUUGGAUUGGCGUUGGUGCUUAUUUUCCAAGGCAUCAAUAACUAUCUAGUCGACUCUUACACCAUCUUUGCCGCAUCAGUCUUGGCAGGGACGGCGGUCCUCCGUAGCGUCAUGGCCGCAGCAUUCCCACUCUUCACAGCGCAGAUGUGUGGGCGCCUAGGCAUACACUGGUCGGCCAGUGUACCUGCGUUCCUCAGUCUUGCCUUCGCUCCAUUUCCUUUCCUGUUGGCGAGGUAUGGACCAUCGAUUCGCGAGCGUUGCAGAUAUUCGGCAGAGGCUGUGGCGUUCAUGAAGGAGUUGCAGAGGCAGCCGCAGAGCGCUCCGGAGAUGGAUGGAGAUCGCACACCCGGCGGCAGUCUUGAGAGCCCAGUUGAGACCAAGGAGUAUGCAAAUCUUGGGACAAUUGAGCAGAGGUAG
Saxophila tyrrhenica is the source of this 1569-nucleotide messenger RNA. RefSeq lists its product as uncharacterized. Gene Ontology annotation, biological process: transmembrane transport. Gene Ontology annotation, cellular component: plasma membrane. Gene Ontology annotation, molecular function: transmembrane transporter activity. The record is from RefSeq and is a predicted model, not a curated record. NCBI's taxonomy places the organism in Eukaryota, Fungi, Ascomycota, Dothideomycetes, Mycosphaerellales, Extremaceae. Bases 1 to 1569 code for a protein of 522 amino acids. The transcript has 3 exons.